GGCGGGAUGGACUUGGUGGAGGGUGGCUAUAGUGUUAUAUUUGCUUUUUGUGCGAGCUCUGUGGCGGAUUUGUAGGGUACAGGGAUUGGAGGGAGGGGUAGAACUAGCGGCUUGUAUCCACGUGCCGCAAAGGUAGACGGUAGUUAGCCGGGGUGGGAAGACGGGAAGUUCUGACCACCACUGGGACCAGACACUCUAAGGGACCUUCUUGGCGACUAAGGCGAUGACUGAUUAUGGGAAGGGAAAGAUUACAUUUGUUCUUGGGCCCCCCGUGAAGAAGGACUGGCUCACAGAGGUCAACCUGGAUGGAGGAGACACAGACCAGACCCUCGAGAACCUCUAUAGUUCAAUGUAGCGUCAUUCUUCGUCAUUAGAGCAAUGCACCUUGGGAGGGACUGGGAGGUACCUAGCUCGAUAUCGAAUUCAUUCAAAACCCAUGCCUCAGGUGGGAUCCAUGGAAUCUCAGACCGACCUUCCCCAUGUUUUUUCGGUGGGUUUCGAAUGCCAGCUAGGUGGUAUGUACGGAUACCUGAGAUGCGUACCUACCUAGGUUUACGCCCAUGUACUCUUGCCAGAAACCACCUCACCUCUGAUCAAUUAUGCCGUUGCUUGAGAUCCGGUUGCCGACGUCGUAAUCGCAACGAUCUCCCCGACUUUCCCCUGCGGGCGGAAUGCGUAAAGAGUCCAUGCGAUGGACGUCUCGCAGCCCAAGAAUCUCGGAGCACCAAUCAAGUGACAACGUGCUUCCCAGACCGUAUCUCAACAUGCCCGAGCUUCAUCUGUUCCCUGUUUGGGCUCUUAUCAACGUGCCGCGGCCUUAUUCCUCCCCUUGGCUUGCAAGUUCAUUCCGGCUCCGGCUUUGCUAUCUACCUAUCUCUCUCGUUCUGUGGUGAUGGUUAUCGCUUCCCCAGAUUCUCACGCACCCCUUCACCGAUCUGGACUUGCCGGGGGAGAGACUGUUGCCGCCUCCUCGUUCAACCAACCACCCAUACACCAUAAGUUCGAGAAAGCGCUGUGUGAACCGCUAAAUCUAGCAGCAAGUGCCGCCGUGUUUGGGCUGGUAUGUUGCCUCUAUUGGAGCGUCGAGGUGCCAUCUUGAAUGCCCAAACAGGUCCCCGGAAUCGAGUUGGAAUUGAGACGGCAGAC
Molecule: messenger RNA, 1146 nt
Organism: Phialemonium atrogriseum
Lineage: Eukaryota; Fungi; Ascomycota; Sordariomycetes; Cephalothecales; Cephalothecaceae
Exons: 2
Coding region: 379-999 (206 amino acids)
Source: RefSeq, a predicted model, not a curated record